AUGCUUAGGAAGCGAUACAGACCUCUUGACCCGGCAGAAGAACGCUCUGUAGAUGUUGAGCAUAAGCUACAGGUAAGUUUGCUUUAUGAUGAACAGUCGUAUUGUUUUAGGUGGCCUGAUGCGCCAUUAACGUCAAUGUUGCGGCGGUCUAAUGCCUCUCUGACCCGUGCCGUCCAUGGAAAUAUGGUGUCAUUUACGCAGUCUAUAAUUGCACAACCUCCAAUUUUUACAAUAGAUAGUAUUGCGACUGACCAUGGAAAACGUGAUUUAUUUGCUUCUCUUUCUGUUGAUCGCCCAAUCAUCUCAUUUUCGUCCGGAAACGUGUCACCAUCAGCUCGGUAUACCGAAAUACAACGUUACAAAAGACAUCCUGGGGCCCCAAUAACAACUUCUACAGAAGACAGUAUUUUUUCUUUCAAUGCUCAACAGCUAAAAGACCUUAGAGAUGCCGGCGCCUUUAAGGCGUUUUGUGAAGCAUUGUCACGAUCGGCGCCUGACUCGGUCAAUCUUGAUAAUGAGGCGGAAUUGGAAAGUAUUGCAAGAAGAGAAAUGGAAAAUGAGUUGACACGUUUGGAAUGGCGAGCAUUCCAAGAAUCUGAGAAAACAGCUCCCGCACUUCAGCGAAUUUUUCUUCUGACAACGGCCGUACCUUUCAUGGAGGAUACGAAAAAGCAUGGUAAGGAAGCCUCUACUCAGGUCUCUAGUGGAUGGCAGAGGAUUGUUUAUGAUUUAUGGAUAAAGUGGAGACGUGAAACUCCGAUGGUAAUCGGAGAUACGCUCACCGAUACAAAUUCGUCACCAUGGGGUUCUCCUCUUCUAACUGGUGCCUUUAUAUCGUCAUUGGCAAAGGAAUACUUCUUAACCGGCAAUGGUGAGCCUAAUGGUACUAUUAAGUCAGGCAGGCUUCGAGAAAAAAGGGCUGGGAAAGAUAAGCUAAUGUUUCCUUUGACGUCCCCACGGCGUCGUGGCGCUUACGGCUAUCUUCGUUGGCGUAUAGACCUAUAUGAACCACGAAUACGUAGUGCCUGGGGCGGAAGCCGGGGGGAGAACGGGGACCGGGGAUCCGCAAAAAUGCUGAGUGCGGCUGAGGUGAACAAGCUCAUAAAUGAAAAGCUUCCCGCUGCUUUAGCCGAUGUGGGCUGCGAUGAACGUAUGGAUCCUGUGGAUGCAUUGGCCCUUACUGAUAUUCGCAGUAAAGUGGGGACAUGGAGGCAUUGGCUUACGUAUGUGUAA
Messenger RNA from Trypanosoma cruzi, 1233 nucleotides. RefSeq lists its product as uncharacterized. The transcript has a single exon. The record is from RefSeq and is a predicted model, not a curated record. The coding region runs from base 1 to 1233 and encodes 410 amino acids. Lineage: Eukaryota; Euglenozoa; Kinetoplastea; Trypanosomatida; Trypanosomatidae.